AUGGGUGGUUGUGCUGCACCAAAUUGUUCGAAUCAGUCUAAAAAUAACUUUAGGAUGUUUCGUUUCCCUAGAAAUGAAGAAAGACGAAGAAAAUGGAUAGUUAAUUCUCGUCGAGAUCAAUGGAUCCCGGGCCCAGGAGCGUAUCUUUGUGAGGGUGGCUUGCUGCACAGUUUACCUUUAUCAACUGAAGCGAUUUCUGUUGCUGAACCAUCUGUUAUUCAUUUGCCACAACCUUCAGCUUCAUAUUUUGGAGAAAUAAAUUUUGCUGCCGAAGUAUUUGAUGUUUGUUUGCAAGAACAAGCUUCAACUUCAUCUUGUGAUAAAAUGCCAUCUAUUUGUGAAGGAUCUCAUGUUUGUUUGCAAGAACAGCCUUUAGCCUCAUUUUGCAAUGAAAUACCAUCUAUUUGUGAAGGCUCUGAUGUAAGUUGAUAACUAAUGUAUAAUUAAAUUGCUUCCUUAUAUACAUUUAAAAUGUUCUAUAAAGUAAUUUUUUGGUAAAAGGAAUGUAAUUAAUUUCAUCA
Stegodyphus dumicola is the source of this 521-nucleotide messenger RNA. Its product is annotated as THAP domain-containing protein 2-like. The record is from RefSeq and is a predicted model, not a curated record. NCBI's taxonomy places the organism in Eukaryota, Metazoa, Arthropoda, Arachnida, Araneae, Eresidae. Gene Ontology annotation, molecular function: DNA-binding transcription factor activity; RNA polymerase II cis-regulatory region sequence-specific DNA binding. Gene Ontology annotation, cellular component: nucleus. Gene Ontology annotation, biological process: regulation of transcription by RNA polymerase II.